This is a messenger RNA of Dicrocoelium dendriticum, 3816 nucleotides long. The record is from the annotation of a GenBank genome assembly. Lineage: Eukaryota; Metazoa; Platyhelminthes; Trematoda; Plagiorchiida; Dicrocoeliidae.
CACAAUUCACACACGCGUCAGUGGACGCUGAUCAAUAGCCACAUAGCCAAUAUUAACUGAACAUUGGUAGAUAGAUGUAGGACGCAUACUGAGCCUGACACAGGUGAAACGGUUGACAUUUUCAUCUAUGUUUCUGCGAAAACCGUGUGUUUUACUUGUUGGGCUUCUUAUCAGCUGGGUGACCGGCCUAGAUAAGGUCAGGCUGAAUGAAAACGGUGAGUUUGUUGAUGAUACUGACCGUAUCCUACUGUUUCACGGAUUUAACUCUGUGGUAAAACACCCACCAUGGUACGAUGAACAACUGACGAACCGGACGCAGCUCAAGAUGUUUCAAAGUUGGGGAAUCAACUUUGUUCGACUGGGAGUGAUGUGGUCUGGUGUGAUGCCUAAGGAGGGACAGAUAGAAGAGGAAUAUUUGAAAAAGAUUUCGGAUAUAAUCAGGGUGUGCGCUGAACACGGAAUCUAUGUGCUGAUUGAUCUGCACCAAGAUUUGCUGUCUAGUCGUUUUGGUGGUUACGACGGUAUACCUCUGUGGCUAGUCGAUAAAAUGAUACGUACUCCGACAAACAGACGAUACCCAUGGCCAUUUUCACGUCCGCCUGAAUUUUGGUUCGAAAAUUAUCUAACUUAUGCCUGCGUCGAUUGCGCGGAUCGACUAUACAAAAAUCAUUCAGGAUCGUGGGUACACUGGGGUGACUUUUGGCAAGUCGUUGCCUCCCGGCUCGGUCGCUCAAGCAACGUGAUCGGCUAUGAGCUACUCAAUGAGCCACCACCAGCCAAUUUUUAUGACGACCCGCGGAACGCCUUGCCAGGAUACGUUGGCCACCGCCUGUUGUUGCCAGCCUACGAUUACUUGGUUCAGCGUAUUCGUGAGGUCGACAAUGAGACACUGAUAUUCUAUGAGCCACUGACCUAUGGGGUCUUCCUUCCUCCAAGCCUUUUUGAUACUGGCACUGGGUUUGAUCGGGUACCGGGUUCUCGGAACGAUCCCAACGCGUCUGGCAAGAGCGUCUUGUCUUACCAUUACUACUGCUGGUUACUUCAAAAGACAGAUCCACGAGCUACAAUGAACUUAGCACAAAAGGUCAUUUGCGAUUCGAUGCUACUUCCUUCGGUAUUUAAAAACAGUCGCAAUUCUAUCAGACGCACUGGGGGAGGCCGCUUUUUAACUGAAUUUGGCUUAUGCGGCGCCGACGGUAACCCAGCUUCCAUCAACACCAUUGAAUGCAAUGCGGUGAUGAACAAAGCGGACGAGAACUUUCAGUCAUGGGCCUACUGGGAUGGGAAUUUUUUGGACGCGCACGGUAAUCCAAUUGAAUCGCAGGUAAUGCAAUUACAGCAUCAAACUCAAUGAGGUUAUUUGUUUUCUUCUACCUAUUAGUAAUAGAGGCCUUAAGGCUUGAUGCCCUGAUGCUAAAGAGCACCGAAUUGGAGUCAUAAUGUCUCACAAGUAGAUAAAUCCAUACGAGAAGUGUUGUACUUCAGUGAAUUCAUCCAGAUUUUUGCUCCCACUGGUAUCGGAAAACCGGGCUGCUAGGAACCAGUGUACACACUAUUUUAUGGUCACGGUCACUAAAAUAGAGUCUCGAACCUAUGAAAAGUAGUAUCAUCUUGUGCUGCCGGUGCAUACUACGGAAGUCCCACGCUGUUGGAAAUAGCAAUGUACGAAAGGGACACAGUAUCAGCAGUGGCUUCUAAGAAAUGGUACAACCGUGUUGAAAAGUUCACUACCAGGCUUGUUUUCAGUGGAUCCCCUCAGACGUAUGCACUACGAUUGAUAGGAAUAAAGUGAGCGAAAUGUAUCGGACACCGUAAAGUUCAGAGGUCUAGUUUGUCUGAAUGACAAGGCUGGGUGGAUGGUUCAGAAGCGGUCGAGAACAUGGCAGUGGCGUGUUCCCCGACAUGUGUCAUUGUGGUGGGAUCCAAGGUAGAGGGAGAACCCGGACAAAUGGUUCUUGGGUACACAAAUUUUGACUCCAGUUAUUGUUGCUCACUUCAUUCCUAUCACUUGUGGAGGAUAAGCAUGGAGACCUCCACAGCAAACAAGUUUGUUCACUAACAGCUUCUGAUGUCUACGCGUGGGAUAUUUUUCAUUUGAAACAGUCCAAGGAUCCCUUUCUGUUCAAAGGACUUAAGCAAUACGUUGAGUUCUGUACAAAACUUAUGGUAACGAAUGUAGCAGAGCGUUGCGUAUUUCCUAGGCUGUUGGAAAACACUCCGACGGAUUCGGUUUACUCCAACUAAUGUGGCGUUGAAACUGUUUUGACCGGAACUGCUCUCAGUAGAUGGAUAGAAUACUAGAUCAUGGAAAGGACCGGUAGUAUCGAUUAGGCGAGAUCGCUUGUCAAGUGUGUAUGAUCAGUACUAGGUUCUAUGAUUCAACGGCCGAUGAUUCCUCGGUAAUUGGUUGGCAUGUGGCAGUUUGGUUAGAUAUGAGCAAAGAUUGGAAUCGAAGGGCGGAUGUGACAGAUGGGUUGAAUUUCGGUAUACGACAGGAACAGCGUACGUUGUACGAGCGUGACAUCAUUGCCUAGGGACUUGACGAGCUGCAGCGUACCCGGUGCGUAUAUUCCGUCACAGAAGGCGAAGUGGACACAAAAGAGUGCAAGUGCUUCAAGACGUUUGUGCGACGAAUAAAUACAAAAAAGAAAAAAGUAAGCCAUCAGCAAUACACCGGCACACUGUACCGAAGCUUCGUUGCCACGAGACUAGCACCGGCAGCCAGUCGGCUGAGUACACCACGAGGACGCUCACCCCUCGUGAAUUCAAACCGGUUACUUAGGGAUUGCAAGCCAGGCGCGUAAUCCUUUCGGACACCAACCGACGACGAAUAAGCGCAAUGCAAAAGAGGCACGUCCAGUCCCAUUGGAGCGGCAAGUUGGCGCGACUAAGGCAAAAAGUUUGUUCGCGUCCGACCCGGAAGAGUACGUUCACCAUUGCUCCUCGUUACAAUUGGAUAAGAAAUUGCUGGAGGCACUUUCACUCGGUGCAAAGUUCUGCCGUCCUUCGUGGUAAAUCAUGAUAACUGGAAUUAGAGGUUUAUUACGAAACUUGUAUUCACAGUUUUCUACGCUUACGCCUUCGUCAGCAUUAGCGGCUGAGCAUGUUAAAUCUACCAUGGUCAACAAGUGUUACAAGUAACUGAAGCGCAAACUCAAACUCAGGUACUUUCUGGAAAUAUAGCACUUAGACGAUCCUAAAACGCUCAUACAAUAAGAGUGUGUGCUGUUUUCAGGGUUAGAUAAAGCGGGAGGAUUAAUUUUUUGACAAAACGAGAGCAUCUCCUCACGAUGUAUGUCAUUCUCAUCGAUCACACAAAGUUCCCUAAAACGGAGGAUGAGGGACAGAAGAGCAACAGCCAAAAGACAGUUACUAAGCUUCUGCUACGCUUGAAGCAAGAAAGUGCGAUUGACUUCAUUACUUUCGAACACAUUUGGCCCACAGAGACACUAUUUCCGAGACUUGACCUCCUACCGAAAGUACAUAAAGAAGGGCUUCUACUAGUACCCAUAGUGGACAUGCGCAAAGCACCGUAAGACGAAACACCCAAGUAGCUGUUCAAGUUCAAGUUCACGUUCAAGUGGGACUGGAACGGUAGGACGAAUCCCGUAAGUGUUCCUUCUUGAGGGGGUCGUCGAUCCAGGAGUUGAUAGGGGUGCUCCGACUUCUUGAUGGGUCUAAAAAGAAAACACCCGAAAAACACCUUGCUGCACCAAUUUAAUGCCCACGUUCCGUACCUUAGCUGUUCCUGCUAUGCCAGUUACGUAAAGUAAGAGAGGAAGAAAAAUCGAAGGUAAAGAUUAAGGGAACUCAAUU